This is a messenger RNA of Ruditapes philippinarum (Manila clam), 2366 nucleotides long. RefSeq lists its product as uncharacterized. Lineage: Eukaryota; Metazoa; Mollusca; Bivalvia; Venerida; Veneridae. The record is from RefSeq and is a predicted model, not a curated record. Gene Ontology annotation, molecular function: protein binding. The coding region runs from base 753 to 2042 and encodes 429 amino acids. The transcript is spliced from 11 exons.
CAUGUUACGCUAUAUAUAUGCCAAUUGAAUAGAUUAAUAUAUCUUUAUUAUCUACCUGUAUGAUAAAUCACGGAGUGUUAACUCAUACUUCCUGUCUGGAUUAACUUAAAACUUUAGGACAUUACAAAACAUUACAGAUAAAUAUUUGGAAUGCUUCCACCAAGGUUCGGCGCAAUUUUACUUAAUUUAGUUCUGAUCAAAGAACAUGUACAUUGUUUUCAACAAAUAUAUUACAAGACUUUAGAGGGCAAAGAAGUGGAGGGUAUAUCAUAUGAUCCCAGCAAUCAUAUAUAUCCAGUGGUCAACCUGUCCACUCAAACUUGCCCAUUUUUUCCACUUCAAAACUGCAGAUCGGAAGCAUUUUUCUGGGAAACUUUUGAAGAGCAUUGUAAACUGUCUAGUCUAUGUCCGAAUGGGACUGACGCUCAAUGUGUAGAGAACUCGGGGAACCAGUUUAAACAUGUGCUGUUGGUCUGUGCACCUAAAGGAAACUGUAAUCCAAAUGCUCGGAACAUCGUUUACUACGAUAGUAACAAACCAAGUAUAUAUCAACUCGGACAAGACAAGUGUGAGGAUGGUUAUCAUCAUGCACGAAAUGUUGUUUGUUUCGGCAAGUGUGACCAUGACAAAAGUAUAAUCGUACUUCAAAAAAGUUCUCUGACUUCACGAGCAAUUGUUUACUGCAAUUAUCACUUGGGAUACUGCAAUUCUGAAAAACCGAAAAUAUAUUUGAGUUAACAGACGAUCCAAAUAUGUGUGUGUUGUCGUAUAACAGAUAUGAUCGAUGUCCUGGUGGUUUGGAAAGAUUAUCAGACUGUUCAUGUAAGAGACCAUGUCAUGAUGGUGGAUAUACCAGAGAUCCAUACAAAGAUUUCGUAUGUACACGUAAAGAUUCAACAGUACUGAUAUCUCCCUCCAAUUCAAAGUUACUGACAGUCAAUGUUAGAUUACAACCAGUUGCCGGCGGUUUACAGUUAUCAUACAGUUACUCUAUUGAACGUGGCAUCUUUGUUUCUAUUCUUAAGAUACUAUACAGAAAGAUGAAAGGACACAGAGCAAUGGCAUUACCUGAUAUUGUAUUAGACGCUGAUGGUUCUCCACAACAUGUUGAUAUUAAACCACUUCACCCCGGUCGAUCUUAUCUAUUCAAAGUUACUUUGUUUUAUGAACAUAAUGACAAUAUGGAAAAUCGCACGAUACAAAUGAUUGGAACAGCCCAACCGAAUCCUGUUAGGAAUUUGACAAGUAGUUACAACAGUGAGAGCAUCCAACUGUCGUGGAAGAUUCCACAUCAAAGUGAGCAGGACCGGUAUGGUGUGGAAUAUAGACCGGUGAGGAGGAAUCGUAAACCUGGCUGGAUACACAAUACAACCAGGCAGUGUAACUUUACAAUUAGCCAUCCCUUCCCUGGAGAAGAAUAUGAGCUUCGUGUUUAUUCUAUAAGUAAUGCUAUCAACAGUUUAGAGAGUACGACAUGCCUGGUGAUUCCCCCGUUACCACCACAAGAACUUCAUGUACAUUUCCCGUCGCCAACAGAUGUGGAUGUAUUUUGGUUUACAAAUGAUUCACGAAGUCAUGUAGAGAAAUGGUAUUUGACAUACAAUACUAGUAAUGGCGAUGGGGAUCACAUGGAUGUGUCGUAUCCAGAUCAUGGUGGUCGAGUAGUUGCCUCCCUUGCUAACGUUCAGAGAGGAUACAUUUACAACAUCUUUGUUUAUGGUGUUGUCGGUGAUGUACGGUCAACAUUGCCUGUUUAUUCAGAAGUAAAAAUUCCUGGCUUAAAAGAAGAUUUGCCUGAGACAUCAAAACAUUUGUGGAUAAUAUAUAUAGUGGGUGUGUUGGUCCUUCUUUUGAUUGCUGUCAUAGUCCUUGUUAAGAAAGUUCCGUUAAUCUGCAAUUUUAGAAAUAACAUUCAAAUUGAAAGACUUGUGACGUUCCUCAAAGGUGGCUCGACUCUAAACCUAAAUAUUGCAAAUGAAGCUGUCCAGGAAGCGCUGAAUGAUAUAGCAGAUGAUUCUGAAGAAUCAGAUGACGAAAGAUAGCAAACCAUUCAAUAUAGUCAUAGUAUCCUAUUUAAAAAAUACAUAUAAUGGAAUAUGAGUCGUGUAUAUGUACAAUGAACUGACAUGGAUAGUUUGAACUAUUGAAGGUCUAUAUUUCAACAAUUAAAAGCAGUAAAGCCUAUGGAAAUACUAACGAUAAAAACGGAAGACAAUAGUAUUUCCCUGUCAUGCGAAACAUUUUUUAAAAAAGAAUGUUCUCUGCUUAAGCAUUUAUUAAAUUAUAAGUUGAACAGAAAAAAUAAAUGUUUGUAAUCAGGUUUCAAUUUUAAUUUCUUUACUGCAUGACGAUUCUUUGUGGGGGGU